AUUCGAAGCAUUGUAUCCUUAGUAGGUAUCACCAUUCUAGGUAAGGGGCCUUCGUGUGGAGAUCACGCUUAGGCCCGUCUCCGUGUUUUACAAUACCAGUUAAAGAGGUUCCGGGAAGGUAAGCCGAACGGGACCCGUUCCCGCUCAUCUUUUUUUCCGGAGCCAGCUGCGGUAGUCCAUGGAUGCGCAUGUGCCCAUGAAUACCGCAGUCAAUCAAACACAUUUGCACAUCGCCUUGACUACCUAACCGCAUUGUGCACCACCGACAAGAUGGCUGAACCUCCGAAACCGGACAGCAUACCGGAAGGGGCCAAAUUUGAAGCGCCGAAACCACCCCCGAAACAGAAUCCGGUCUUUCGCAUGAUGGGUCUACCGAACUGGCGCCUCAAACUACCUUCACGCAAUUGGAUGAUCUUCCUGACGAUCACCGGCUCCUGGACUGCAGCUGUUGUAUACGACAAGCAGCAAACGAAAAAAGUCCGCCAGAAAUGGUGCGACCUGGUCGCACACAUCGCACAGGAGCCGCUUCCUGUCAACCAGAUGCCCAGAAGAUUGACUAUCUUCCUAUCUGCGCCUCCGGGAGACAGUAUUAGUGCAUCAAGAAGGUAUUUCAAGGAGUACGUCAAACCAGUGUUAGUGGCUGCGGCGAUGGACUAUGAUGUGGUUGAAGGGCGGAAAGAAGGCGAUGUGCGGUAUGGGACAGCAGAGCAGAUACGAAGACUGCGACGGAAGAGAGGCGAGAAGGGCGCGGCACCAGCUGAAGAGGAAGAAGAGCCAGACACUGAAGCAGCCAUUGAUAUGAUCCGCGAGAAAAUGCAGAUCGUGCCCCAGCCGGGGGUGAGAGGUGAUCUCGUGCUCGGUCGACACACCUGGAAAGAAUAUAUAAGAGGGGUUCACGAGGGUUGGCUAGGGCCUGUCGAGGAACCUCUUCCUCCUCCACCACCACCUCCGGAGCUCGAAGCGGAACCUUCACCUAUCCAUCCUCCCACCGAAGCUCGAACCGACGAUCCAGCAGCGACAACAGAAAAUCUAGAACCUGAAAAGACGGCAGAAGAAGAGAAGAAGGCGGAAGAAGAGAAGAAAGAGGAAAAGAAGAAGCCAUCCCCGCCUCCAGCUUACUUGUCCAUCGACAAAUACUCUUCCGCAUCAUUAUCACCAAAUACCCCCAGCACCUUGGAACCAUCCCAGCCCAUCUACCAACAACAUUUAAUAGGCUUUCUUAAAACACCCCAAAGGAUCUACAACUUCCUCAAUCGCCGUCACCUGGCCGACCAGAUCGGUCGUGAUACCGCUGCCAUCAUCCUCGCCUCAUACAGACCAUGGCAGCAGAGCUCAGCCUUUGCGCCAUCCGGCGACGACCUGGACGCCGUCCCUGUAGCCACACAAGCACCAGAGUCCGAUGCUGAUGUUCUGACGUCAAAGUCUGGCAAGACGUGGGAGCAACAAACAGCACUUGCUCUCGAAGAGCCAUGGUGGCACAAAUCCGUAUACAAGCCUCUCAAAGAGGGCGACGAGACCGAACGAGUCUUGAUGAACGAUAUGGUGAUCGACACUAGGAUCGGUGAGCGGAUGAGGAAGUUCGAGCUCGAUCCCGAGGAAGAAGCACGAGCGAACAGAAUCGCCAGCGGAGUCGAGAAAACCCGUGCCAUUCCCGUUGAUGAUCUGCGGAAGGAGAAGAUCAUACUCGGCAACGUCGACGGGGUAUAAUGGCGAACCUUCAGCCCUGAACAGUUUCGAAGCCAUAUCGUCUGCAAGUGAAGCCUCUGCAGGAGGAUACCCUGCUAAGCCACACGGUCGACAACUUUUGUACCAA
This is a messenger RNA of Exophiala viscosa, 1813 nucleotides long. Its product is annotated as mitochondrial import inner membrane translocase subunit Tim54. Bases 271 to 1707 code for a protein of 478 amino acids. The record is from RefSeq and is a predicted model, not a curated record. The transcript is spliced from 2 exons. NCBI's taxonomy places the organism in Eukaryota, Fungi, Ascomycota, Eurotiomycetes, Chaetothyriales, Herpotrichiellaceae.